ACGACUGUUCCACGAAAAGAACCUGCAAUGCUAUUCCAUCCACUUUUGUAUUACGGCAGCAGAGCCAUGCAAUAAGGAUUCCGUGUUCAUUUCAUAAAAUCAUCUGCUUAAAGUUCUGUUACUUGAAGCCAUUCGAUGCAGUUGGUUCAUGUUUAGUUUUUGCUGUGCUUCAUUCCCAUGAUUUGAACUUCAGUUCAGUACAAGACACGAGUCCAACCAGUAAAUACAUAAGUUAAAGACCUUAGUUCUUCCUUGUCCAACCAUUGCACUCGUCCUAACAACAACUUAUUAAGAGUGAGUGUCAAGUUACUUGAAGCAAUAUAUUUAUAUUAGUGCAAGUGCAUGACAAGAUAGUACGAGAGUGCGUUCCCAUUUUAAUUGACGCAAUAAUACAACUAAUUAAAUGACAGUUUUGGAAUGAUGGUGGUUAAAUUAUUAUCUGCAUAGAAGACUAAACUAUACUACAAUUAGGGGUUUAAAUGAAUCCAGUCGGGAUGCAAAGAGUUGUGGUUGCACAAAUUUAAAGUUCAUUUGCUGUAUCAUUCAACUGCACGGAUUAUAAAUAAGCAAUCAUUCAUUCUGCCCGUCUAAUAUUGGAUUGGAAAUUGAAGUGCAAAAUAAAAUCUAUUUGUGGAAUAACACCAUCUUGUACGUAUCCCAUGUUUCAAGGCAAACGAAUGACGUCUCGAAGAAAUCAUUCAACUGUUCUUUUUAUCUUCGGUUCCCCCUAAUCGCUGUCCAGAGUCGUUCAUUCCGGCUGAAUCAGAGCUCACCUGGCUGGCUGGAUGGAUUUCAGUUAAUCCGUCAAUUGCACACAACUUUUGAUCUCAAACAUUUGAUUUUCUACACGUACAAGAUAUGUCAUCUCGACUUGGACAAACAAUUUCGCGAUAUAAUACUGCAUUGGGAAAUCAUGCGCCAGCACUUGACAUCGGAGGUCAGCAACACGUCCAAGUUCAAUCGGACAACUCAACAUCAUCAGGGAAUGGAAGAACUUCGGCAGUCCAUGCGAUGGCUCACCAGCCACCACCGUCCAAUUACAAGGGUCACCGUGGUCAUAAACGAGGUCACUCGUAUGGUGGAGUUGUGAGUCCAUCCAGCUCAGGUAUCCACCACUCCCAGUUAGAGGCGAGGCCAUCCCAUCCAAACACACAUCACGGAAUCGUAUUACCGUCUCAUGGAAGUUCCGCACUGCAGAAAGGACAUCGACGAGCACUUUCAGGCUGUUUGCCGAGUGCUGUGGGUGCCAUAGCGUGGUCUUCACUGCGUGAUUUGGACACCACUGCUCCGACCAACAGCAGUUCACACUUCACAGCCGUCGCUCUCGUCCGCAGUUGGUCACCUCAAGAAUGUAACAGACCUACAUCGCCAGACGGAACAAUAACUGAGGCAAAGGGAAAGUCAAGUCUUGGCCAUCAUGAAGUCGGUGACUUCAAGAAAAAUGCGAAAAGUCUGAACGACAGAGACGACGGCCUGCACUCCAUGGAAUGUGGAAUUGGACGGUGUCGUCUUCCACAAUGUUUCCAGAGGUUUGCCAACAUUGAGUUUUUCGUCUGCAUACUUGCUGUCCUCGUCACCUUGCAGCAAGGCGUCUCCUCCGGUUAUGUCAACUCGGUCAUUACAACUAUUGAAACGAGGUUUGAAAUACCGUCUCGUUUUUCCGGUUUAAUUGCAUCCAGCUACGAAAUGGGAAAUGUCGUCACGGUCCUCUUUGUCAGUUACUUGGGUGCCAAACGUCACAUCCCGAGCUGGAUUGCAACUGGGGUUUUAGUGAUGGUUGUUGGUUGCGUCGUUUUCACUCUACCUCACUUUCUAAGCCAUCACGAUAAUGGUGGCAUCAACGUUUUACAACAAAGUAGCUAUUCACCCAAUUUCCAUGAUCCAUACUCCGUCAGCGAUGGUUACAACUCGUCUUCUAUGGAAAGACUCAGCAACAAUGGGAGCCUGUACACCUACAACAAUUACAACGAAUCUUAUCCAGCCGGAGAAGGAUACGGAAAUGAGAGUUUUGUGAGCUUACGACAGGGUUCUCAUGAAGAUGAUCCAGAGCAACGUCGUUACGUGAAGGAAAAGCAACAUCAAGGGAGAAAUUCCAUUUGCCAUUCUGUGAAGCCUCAAUCAUCUCCUUUUAUUCAGGGAUCAACUCACAGGCUUAAUUUGGAUCUCGAAACUGUCUCAGAUGGAGAAUCAAAGUUCCCGUCCGUGGUGAGACAGGAGCUGAUGUCCGUUGGUUGCUCAGUGGAGGUCAUUGAGAAAGAUGGCACAAAGACGACCCAGCCAUCGCAGGAGAGUUAUGGUCAUCCUCUCAUUCUGUUCAUGUUGGCUCAACUCCUUCUGGGUUGCGGGGGGUCACCUCUUUUUACCCUGGGCGUUACUUAUGUUGACGAUCAUGUUCCGGCCGACUCAUCCUCCGUCUACAUUGGUAUCAUCUAUGCGAUGGCAGCAUUUGGCCCAGUUCUAGGCUUCAUUGGAGGUGCCUGGAUGAUCUCAAUUCCAUCGUCAGUCUCGCAUUUAACAAAUCCGGAUGCUCGAUUCAUUGGACUGUGGUGGGGUGGAUUCGUCAUUGCAGGCGGACUUUUACUCUUGGCUGCGCUUCCAUUUUUGACAUUUCCAAGGAUUGCUAGGAGGAACAAAAAUGAAGAGGAAACGCCGUCGAGCCCAGCUCUUGAGGAAUCACCCAUUUCCGGCUCAAAGCAGGAGGCUCUAGACUCGGCAGCUUAUGGACAAUCGAUUAAAGACAUCCCUCGUUCCAUUUGGCGACUAAUUACGAACCCCACUUACGUGUUAACAUGCUUAGGCGGAUGCAUGGAACUGAACAUCGUUUCUGGAUUUGUGGUCUUCUUGCCAAAGUAUCUCGAAACACAAUUCUCUAUGGGAAAGUCGAAAGCUUCUUUGUACACCGGAGGCAUUGCCAUUCCUGGAGCAUGCCUGGGAAUCUUCUUUGGUGGAUGGCUGGUGAAAAGAAUGCAAAUGAAGCCAUCCGGCGCUUGCAAGUUUGUUGUGACUACAAACAUACUCUGUCUGGCUGGAUACGUUUUGUUUUUCUUUCUGGGAUGCUCCAAUCCAAAUUUAGCUGGGGCCACGGUAUCAUAUCCAGGACUGCCCACAAAUUAUGCUCCUCUCGACAUCAAUCUUACCAGUUCUUGCAACUCUGACUGCAACUGUGAUUUUUCAUUGGACGCACAAUAUGUCUGCCACGAAAAGUCAGGGGUCACAUACUUCAGCCCCUGUCAUGCUGGGUGUUCUGUGAAUUUAACUCAAUGUACAUGUGCUGGUGGAGAUGCAGUUGAAUCUGGAGCAUGUCAUGACACACCAUGCAACACACUUUUGCCAUUUAUGAUUGUCCUGUUCUUCAUGACCGCAACUGUUAGUGUGACUCAAAUGCCCCUUCUAAUGAUCGUUUUAAGGUCCGUUUCUCCCGAAGAACGAUCAUUCGCUUUAGGGAUGCAGUUCGUUAUUUUUAGACUUUUGGGUUAUAUUCCAAGUCCCAUAGUAUUUGGCAGCGUUAUAGACUCUGCAUGUCUGCUCUGGAGCAUCAAACGAUGCUCCGUACUUCUUCCAGCAGUUAGCGGGAGGUGCCUCCUUUACGACAUUGCUGACUUUCGAUACAAAUACGUUGGAAUGCUCUCCGGACUGAAACUUUUAGCUCUAGCUCUCUUUUUGUAUGAUCUGUACCAAUUAAGAAAACUUGAGAAGAAGGAGGAGGCUGAAGAAGCCGUUGCUGCUGCUGCAACGAAUGGAGAUAAUCUCAAAAGCUGCAAUUCAAUCAUUUCUUUGGACAAAUUGUUCCAUGAUGAUUCAGGAAGCGUCACAACAAUUACCACCACAACCACCAUUAUUACCCCUCCUUGCACACAAACACAACCCAAUUGUAGUAGAAGUAGCAUUGUUCAUGCAACAAUUCCUAUUUCCAAUCAAGGUCAUUGUCACAUUGAUUGACCACUGUGAAUAUUAAAUCUCACAAUUUACUAAUCUAAGAUUUUAUUACUAUUAAAUAUAUGUAUCAUCGUGUCGCCGUUAAGUUUUCCAUUCAUUUCGUUAAGAAGCAUACGUUUUGCUAAUUAACGAGAAGAAUUGAAUUUAAAAAUUGUGUCAUGUACAAAAUCCAUCAUUUAUUCCAGUUGUGAUAAGUUAUUCGUUUGUUUUGUUUGUAUUUGCGUUGUAUGCAAAAAUAUUAUAAUAAAAACAAAGUAGCAGGAAAUAUUUAUGUACAACUAUAGGGCGACAUGGACUUAAUGAAACUGGGUAUUAAAUAUGUAACACGAAAAGAAUUUAAAGCUGGGCAAUAAUAGUGGAGAUAAAUGUAUGGUUUAAUACUAGUCUGUAACCCCUCACUAACAUUUAUUGAGUAUUUACAUAUGCAACUCGAUUCCUUUUAACCAAUUAUUGGACUUGUACGAAGUUAGAGAACUACUUUUAGAUUUUUGUCAACUUUUUAUUUUACCACUAAUUGUAUUAUAGUAAUUUUUAAGUUGACCCUGUUAUUUCAUCAGAGAUAUUAUGUAAGUAACCUCCGUCGGGCUAAUGUAGUCAGCGUUGAAAUAGUUUUAAAUAUGAAACUCAUUUUGGUGCAAUUCAAACAUCACAUCGUUUCGUUAAUACCAAAGUAAAGAUAACGCGAGACAGAGAAGUGUGUAUUUAUUUUGUAAAGAAUGCCCAAGUUAAUGAUUGUAAAAUAUAUAGUAGAGUUAAACCAAAAUAAAACCUGUGAUCAAUUCUAAA
Molecule: messenger RNA, 4722 nt
Organism: Folsomia candida
Lineage: Eukaryota; Metazoa; Arthropoda; Collembola; Entomobryomorpha; Isotomidae
Product: solute carrier organic anion transporter family member 3A1
Exons: 25
Coding region: 859-3939 (1026 amino acids)
Biological process (GO): transmembrane transport; sodium-independent organic anion transport
Cellular component (GO): membrane
Molecular function (GO): protein binding
Source: RefSeq, a predicted model, not a curated record